Ochlerotatus camptorhynchus is the source of this 736-nucleotide messenger RNA. RefSeq lists its product as uncharacterized. The coding region runs from base 1 to 573 and encodes 190 amino acids. Lineage: Eukaryota; Metazoa; Arthropoda; Insecta; Diptera; Culicidae. The transcript is spliced from 4 exons. The record is from RefSeq and is a predicted model, not a curated record.
AUGAGACUUGCCAAGGCGGACUCCCGGCAGCCCCCGGGGCUACUGUUCUUCACCGCCCAGCACAAGUUUGAUGUUCCGGAGGAACAGGCAAAGUACAGCUUUGUCGCCGAUCAGAUAACGGAAUGCGACAAUGGGCUGCCGUUCGUAAGCAUUGACUUCAGUAACUUCGAAAUAAUUAACCAAGACGAUGGUACACUGUUUUACAAUGGAAGCUUAACAAUGCUGAAGGACUUCAAUUCACCAUGGAGGAUUAAAAUAACAUCGAAACGAUUGGAGCGCGGAACUUGGCAGCCAGGUAUAAUUGCCAAAGAAAUUUUCGAUUUAUGUAAGAUCAUUGGAAAUCCUCUCGAACCUGGCAUAUAUAAAGUUACUCAAAUGUUGGAUAAGAAAGCCUGUCCGUUUAACGCAGGGCAUUCUGAGCAAUUCGACAUGGUAAACGUCGGAACGUACGGUUUGAAUUUGCCACCCUCGUUCGCUGGAGACUGGAAAUUCUAUGUGGAAAUAUGGACAGUUCGCCGUGGCACGAUCGACCAUGAGUGCUACAUAUUUCCGGCGACCGUUUAUGAGGUAUGAUAUCAGAUUUGGAGCGACCAACGGAACGGAAUGAAUGAUACCGUUAAACAUGGUAAAUCAUAAUAUUAACAUAAUAUUGUAACAUGGUAUAUUUGGUUAUAAACAACAUUAGAUACUUACCUUACCAUUUCUUGGUUGUCCUUUGCAGUACAUGGUAGUCGUU